AUGGCCCGUACCAAGCAAACCGCCCGCAAGUCCACCGGAGGCAAGGCCCCACGCAAGCAGCUGGCCACCAAGGCCGCCAGAAAGUCAGCUCCGGCCACCGGCGGAGUGAAGAAGCCCCACAGAUUCAGGCCCGGAACCGUCGCGCUCCGUGAGAUCCGCAAGUACCAGAAGAGCACCGAGCUCCUCAUCCGCAAGCUCCCUUUCCAGCGCCUCGUCCGUGAAAUCGCUCAGGAUUUCAAGACUGAUCUGAGGUUCCAGAGCUCCGCCGUGGCCGCGCUGCAGGAGGCGGCGGAGGCUUACCUCGUCGGGCUCUUCGAGGACACCAAUCUGUGUGCCAUCCAUGCCAAGAGGGUUACGAUAAUGCCGAAAGAUAUUCAGCUGGCGAGGCGCAUUAGGGGUGAGCGUGCUUGAGCUUGAAUUGAAGGGUUUAGUACAGUUUGAGUGGUCUUUGGAAUUAAGGGUUUCGAUGAAAUGUUAGGGUUUAGUACUGAUGGUUGUUUAGAGAUGUAGAUCCGAAGCUUAAUGUUAUGUAAUGGGUUUAUGUUAUGAAUGAAAGUGGCUUAUUUUCCACAAUUUUAUGUCUUGCCUUUUGUCUUUGAAUCCGAAAUCAGUCAUUGUGUUUAAGUUUUAUGCCUUUUGAUUUUGCACUCUUGAUGGAGAAAUGUGUUGUUGAAUGCAAUAGAACCUUGUGCUUGCAAUCUGGGUUUUAAGAAUUGGAAACCUAUUUCCG
This is a messenger RNA of Fragaria vesca subsp. vesca, 730 nucleotides long. RefSeq names its product histone H3.2-like. The transcript has a single exon. The coding region runs from base 1 to 411 and encodes 136 amino acids. Gene Ontology annotation, molecular function: DNA binding; protein heterodimerization activity; structural constituent of chromatin. NCBI's taxonomy places the organism in Eukaryota, Viridiplantae, Streptophyta, Magnoliopsida, Rosales, Rosaceae. The record is from RefSeq and is a predicted model, not a curated record. Gene Ontology annotation, cellular component: nucleosome.